Drosophila ananassae is the source of this 901-nucleotide messenger RNA. RefSeq lists its product as uncharacterized. Bases 145 to 726 code for a protein of 193 amino acids. The record is from RefSeq and is a predicted model, not a curated record. The transcript has 4 exons. Lineage: Eukaryota; Metazoa; Arthropoda; Insecta; Diptera; Drosophilidae.
CUUCUCCUAUUCAUUCUAUAGCUGAACACCAAACAGUGAACAUAUACUUCGGGUCUUAAAACAAUCGUUAGAAAUCUUAAGGAAAUAUAAAGUUAGAACGUCAGUUAGAUAUUAUUUUUGGUUUUAAAUUCGUGCCGAUCAAUCAUGUUUUUCCUUCGUGCGUUCCGCGGAUUCGGCGACUCCUGUGAGGUCGCCCCCAUUGAGACGGUUGAGAGCUCCCCGGCCCGUGCCCCCAAGAAGGCCCGUGUCCCUAAGAAGGCCGUCAAGAAGGCCAGUGGUGGGUCUGCCAAGAAGUUGCUGAAGGGCAAGCCCUCGGUGAAGGCCACUAAGAAGCUCGUGGUGAAGAAUGCCCGAUCCCGUGCCAACGGGAAGCCAAAGGCCGCCGCCAAGAAGCCCAAGAAGUUGGUAAAGCGCAAGCCCGUUGAAAUUGAAGUAGCUCCAGUCGUUAAAGACUUGACAUUUUUUGGAGAAUCUUCCGAUGACACUUUUCGCGAUGUGCCGAGCCUGACAGCCAUACUGGGCCGUUCCUUGGACACCCACAUCGAAACGGAGCCAGGGAAGCAGCCUCGUGCUCGCCAAUCUUCGGAAACCAAGAAGCAACGCAGCUCUGCAGGAAAACGCAAGGAGGGAAGCUCCAAGGGCGAGUCAAAGAGGAAGGGUUCAGCGAAGACUGAGAGACUAGUUGGAACUAGGAAGCAAAUACAAGAUCUUAUGGGUAGUUUGUAAAAUUAUGAAGAGUAUCUUAUAGUAGUAGUGUUAACCUACCAGUAACAGAGCAGCAUUUGGGGAUUGAUUCUAAAUUAUAGAUAAGUAGAUACGGUAGAAUAUAUUAUGGUGGAUAAAUGGCAGGACGCAGUGAUAAACUAAAUUUCAAGUACUAGGUCGUAAAGCAGUUAGGAUU